UGGGUUGUUCCCUUCGAACGCAACCAAGACUUCGUUGGACGGGAAGUUAUUCUGGAGCAGCUUCUCAUGAUCGUACCUCCAGCUGCAGAUGAGGGUGUCUGCCAAAGAACCUCCAUACAAGGUUUGGGGGGUGUUGGGAAAACUCAGAUCGCCCUCGAAGCUGCCUUUCGAGUCCGCCAACAACACCAAGACUGCUCGGUCUUCUGGGUUCCCGCCAUGGAUAAGGCUAGCAUCGAGAAUGCCUACCUGGACAUCGGCAAAAGUCUCAAGGUUGAAGGGCUCGACAGAGACCAAGCCAACAUCAUGACACUCACCAAGGCUGCACUGGAUCGUGAAGAUGCUACCAGUUGGCUCUUAGUCAUUGAUAACAUCGAUGACUCGAGUCUCCUUUUUGGCCAGUCGCAUCUAGCUGGCUAUCUCCCCUCUAACCCUAAAGGCUCCAUUUUGAUUACGACACGCAGCCACAACGUUGUCCACAAGCUUGCUAUCCGAAAUGCGAAUCGUGUUCCCCUAGCCCAAAUGAGCAGAGUUGAAGCUGUCAAGCUCUUACACCAACAUUUGACAGUGGAGCAGACAAGGGAUACCAAAAGCACUGCGGAACUGCUCGAAGUGUUGACGGAUCUCCCGCUUGCCAUCAAACAGGCAUCUGCCUACAUGGAUCAGACUCAAACAACAACCACCCGCUAUCUUGAGCUUUGUCGGUCCAGUGAUGCGAAUCUGGUCGAGCUUCUGAGCAAGGAUUUCGACGAUCACGGCCGGUAUGGAAACAUCCAAAAUCCAGUUGCAACGACUUGGUUGGUAUCAUUCCACCUCAUCUCCCGGGACAACCCUCUAUCAAUCCAAUACCUCAAAUACUUAUCAUUUCUCGCUGAGAAAGAUAUCCCGCGGAAUCUCCUCCCUACGUGGGACAAUAUAUUGAAGAUGGAUGAGGCACUCGGUUUGUUGAAAACGUAUGCAUUCAUCAGCGAACGCGAAGGCCAAGAGUCUUACGACAUGCAUCGACUUGUCCGACUGGCGAUGCGAAACUGGUUGACUGAGAAACCGGAGCUACAGUGGUUUGCCACAGAGCUGAUUCGAAAACUCAACACAGAGUUUCCUUUCGCAGUAUACGAGAACCGAACCGUCUGGAUAAGGUAUAUGCCGCAUGCUCUGAUAGCCUUGGAGUCCAGACAAUAUGCAGCGGAUGACCAUGCAAAGGCAUGCCUCCUUCACAAUGUCGCGACUGCAUUUCUUGAGCAAGCAAGGUAUCGGGAGGCUGAAACGUUGUAUCGCGAGUCGUUGGUGCUAUAUGCCCAAACUCUCGGGGUUGAUCAUCCCAGCGCGAUCAGUUCAAAAGGUAAUCUUGCGAAUGCACUGUUUGGACAAGGGAGAUACCAGGAGGCGGAGGCACUAGACGGUGAGACGCUAGCGCUACGGACCCAAAUACUCGGUGCUCGCCACCCCGAUACAAUGACGUCGAACCAUAACCUUGCGAGUGUGCUACGCAGACAGCGAAAGCUUAAGGAGGCCGAAGCGUUGCACUUGCAGACGCUAACGCUUCGGACCGAAGUGCUCGGUGCCAACCACCAAGACACACUCAUGUCAGGUGCCCAUCUAGGCACUGUGUUGGCUGAACAAGGGAGGCAUGGGGAGGCUGAGUCAGUGCACCGUAAGGUGCUCGAACUACAGACCCAGAUAAUGGGCCCUGAUCAUCCCGAUACUCUCAGGUCUAAUUCUUUCAUUGGGCGACUGCUAUGCGAUCAGGGAAGAUACCAGGAGGCUGAAGCAAUAAUCCGCAAGACGCUAGAACUACAGACCCAAGCCCUCGGUGCCGACCAUCCCGACACACUCUGGUCCCAUGCUUCCCUAUUAGAGGUGCUAUAUCGGCAGGGAAGAUAUAAGGAGGCCGAAGCAAUACUCCACGAGACGCUGGAACUACAGACCCAAGCCCUCGGUGCUGCCCAUCCCGAUACAGUC
Messenger RNA from Ilyonectria robusta, 1956 nucleotides. RefSeq names its product P-loop containing nucleoside triphosphate hydrolase protein. The transcript has a single exon. The annotation marks the transcript as partial. Lineage: Eukaryota; Fungi; Ascomycota; Sordariomycetes; Hypocreales; Nectriaceae. Gene Ontology annotation, molecular function: ADP binding; protein binding. The record is from RefSeq and is a predicted model, not a curated record.